Molecule: messenger RNA, 900 nt
Organism: Cyclopterus lumpus (lumpfish)
Lineage: Eukaryota; Metazoa; Chordata; Actinopteri; Perciformes; Cyclopteridae
Gene: lsm3
Product: U6 snRNA-associated Sm-like protein LSm3
Exons: 4
Coding region: 73-381 (102 amino acids)
Biological process (GO): mRNA splicing, via spliceosome; P-body assembly
Cellular component (GO): P-body; Lsm1-7-Pat1 complex; catalytic step 2 spliceosome
Molecular function (GO): RNA binding
Source: RefSeq, a predicted model, not a curated record
AAGCGCGUGUCUCCUCCCCGGACCUGGCAACCCCACUUCCGGUCCCGCCCACACGACGCAGACUCAAACCCGAUGGCGGACGAAGCGGAGCAGCAACCGUCUACCAACACGGUCGAGGAGCCGCUCGAUCUCAUCAGACUGAGUCUGGACGAGAGGAUCUACGUCAAGAUGAGGAACGACCGGGAGCUUCGCGGCCGACUGCAUGCUUACGACCAGCACCUGAACAUGAUCCUCGGCGACGUGGAGGAGACGGUGACGACGGUGGAGAUCGACGAGGAGACGUACGAAGAGCUGUACAAGUCAACCAAGAGGAACAUCCCCAUGCUGUUCGUGCGAGGAGACGGCGUCGUCCUCGUAGCUCCGCCCCUCAGGGUGGGCUGAUGACCCCACGACCUCUUCCUGGUGGGAGGGAACAGACUUCACAACUCGUCCUCUUUUUGUGGGGAUGCGAGGAAAUAAAACAUGACUUGACUCGAGGGAAAGAAAGAAAGAGGACUUUUUAGUUUUGGACAAAGAGCCCCCCCCCCCCCCCCCAUAUUUUUAUUUGGGGCAAAAAAUAUUGUUUUAUUUCUCAGGAUGUUUUUCUCCGUAGAGAAGUAAAUAAUUCCCCACCGUAAGUUGUUGAAUAUGAUUUUGAAUGACCUCUUUCCCAAAGUACCAGACUGUGUGUGUGUGUGUGUGUGUGUGUGUGUGUGUGGGGUGGGGGGGCUUAUGUUGUAUUUUUUUUAUUCUCAAGUGAAUCUUUUUUAUUUAGGUUGUAAGCAGAAGUCUUUCAGUUACUCCGAACACACGAUCUGUAACAACAUGGGAAGUUUGAGUGUCUUUUCUUUUAUAUUUACAUGUUUUGUGGGACUGUUUAGUUUCUGUAACUUGAAUAAAAAAAGUAAUUUGAAAAAAAAA